CAAAAUAUUCACUUCAGUUUUUAGUGAGGUUGCUGGCAGGCGGCAUGACGAUGGUGCUGCAAACAAGCUAGCCAAUAUUUAAGCAAAGCAAUGAAGCCGUGAAAGUAACGAAGAGGGUAAUUGUUUUGGAUAUUUUUGAAGACUUUUUUCGUAAUUCCCCUCGCUAACCGUUGUCAACUGUCAGCCCGCUGUUACUCUGUGUGCCUCAGACAUUGGUCUAGUUAGCUUGUUCAGCUGGUUUAAAGUUGACUAACAGCAACAAGAAGUCGGAAAAAACGUAUGUGAAGUGUUACCUGUGAAGAAUACUGCUCCUCUGCCGGCAGUGCAGAUGCCUCGCUUGGAAAAGUCAAAUGGCAGAGGGACAAAAAGACCAAAACUGGACUGGAAGUUUGCUCAGAGGUUCUGCAGCAUCCAGAGGGUCUUGUUCCCAUCAUGGAGCAGUCAAAGCGUCCUGAUGUUUGGGACGCUGCUUGUUGUCACACUGAUAGAGCAGCUGAUCAUUUACCAAGUGGGUGUCCUCCCCAGUCACUUCUACAAUGUGCUAGCAGACAAAGAUUACUCAGGCUUCAGGAGUCUGGUGGGAAAAGCUAUGGUGCUCAUUUUGGUCAACUCCACACUGAAAAGCCUCGACCAGUACAUUUGCAAUCAGAUGUAUGUUAGCUGGAGGAGGACGCUAACUGAGAGCCUCCAUACAGCCUACUUCCAGGGUCGAGUCUAUUACACACUCAAUGUACUCAGAGAAGACAUAGACAACCCAGACCAGCGGAUCAGUCAGGAUGCAGAGAGGUUGUGUAAGCAGAUGAGCACCAUGGCAAGUCGCUUGAUCGUCUCACCGUUCACAUUGGCUUACUACACCUACCACUGCUUUUACAGCACUGGCUGGAUCGGUCCUGUGAGUAUCUUUGCCUACUUCGUGGUUGGGACCAUUGCCAAUAAAAUCCUAAUGGGGCCGAUUGUGUCUACUCUGUUUGAGCAAGAAAAACUAGAGGGAGACUUCAGAUUCAAGCACAUGCAAAUCCGUGUUAAUGCAGAGUCUGCAGCUUUUUACAGAGCUGGUAAAGUGGAGCACACGAGGACCAACCGAAGACUGCAGGCUCUGUUAGAAACUCAAAAGAGUCUAAUAAAUAAAGAGCUCUGGCUCUAUAUCGGGGUGAAUACCUUUGACUACCUCGGAGGUUUCCUCAGCUACAUUAUAAUCGCCAUUCCCAUCUUCACUGGUGUCUAUGAUGGUCUCACUCCUGGCGAGCUUAGUGCACUCAUCAGUAAGAACGCCUUUGUGUGCAUCUACUUGAUAAAUGGCUUCACGCAGCUAAUAGACCUGUCAACCACUCUGUCAGAUGUGGCUGGAUACACCCACAGGAUUGGGGAGCUGAGGGAGGUGAUGGAUGACAUCCUACGCAAGCAGUGCGACUACGACCCAGCGUCAGGAGAAAGCUACGACUUUGACAGUGACUUCAACAUCCACGCAGGCCCAGUGGACACUGCCUUCAUCCUGGACCAUCUCUCAUACAAAUCUCCUUACUCGGACCAGCUGCUGGUGGAGGACCUGAGUCUGAAAAUCAGUCAGGGAACUCACCUGCUGGUGGUGGGGAACACCGGCACCGGCAAGACAUCGCUACUGAGGGUCCUCAACAGACUCUGGGAGGCACAUAGCGGCUUUGUCCAGAUGACGACAUGUUUUGGGCCCAGAGGAACCCUCUUCCUGCCACAGAAGCCAUACCUGACUGAUGGCACACUGCGUGAACAGGUGAUCUACCCACUGAAGGAUAUUUACCCUGCAUCAGGGUCAGUGGACGAUGACAGAAUUAUACAAUUCCUGGAACUAGCUGGAGUGUCCAGUCUCCUGAAGCGGACAGGUGGGCUGGAUGAACAGGUGGACUGGAACUGGUAUGAUGUCCUGUCUCCAGGUGAAAUGCAGCGUCUCUGCUUUGCACGACUUUUCUACCUGCAGCCCAAAUAUGCAGUUUUGGAUGAGGCCACCAGUGCUUUGACAGAGGAGGCAGAGGCACAACUGUACCGGACCUGUAAACAGCUUGGCAUGACUUUGAUCAGUCUGGGUCACCGCAGCAGCUUGGAGAAGUACCAUGAUGUCCAGUUAAAACUAUGUGGAGGCGGCCGAUGGGAGUUAACCAAGUUAAAAGGAGGCAGCAGCAGCAUGAAUCACACAGACGAAACUACAGAGAAAUCUUUCUGAAAUCCUGAACUUGAAAUAAGCUUCAGUGUGGGAGACGAGAACAGAAAACACUCCUGAAUUCCUCAGUUACUAACACUUGAUUACUCCUCAACAAGGUACUGGAACAUUGGAGGUUGAAAUGCACAUUCACUUUGUAUGUGUUUACAUAUGUGUUCAUGUCCACAGGCAUUUUAAGAGCAAAAUAUUUUAUCCCUUGCUUUCCUGGUUGAAAAGGAGAUGAAGGAAAUGGGUGGGAGUGCAGUUUUCCUGACAGGAUGAUGGGUUGCAGGGGGAUCAUGGGUCUUGAACUAGAGAAAAAGGAAGGGUUUGGAUAACUGUACUAGUCAGCAUGAAUCCAACUAUCAUGAAAACAAAUCAGGAGAGACGAAGAAAAUUGACAAUCUAGUGCCUUUAUGUGGAAUUACAGUGGUUUAUUGUUAUAUUCACAGUCAAUAGAUGGGAAUAUUAUUACAACGGUGUGAUUCAGUUUUGUAUUAAGAACAUACAAUGCUUUUGUGCUUUUAGUAAUUCCUACAAACAGCAGAGACUACAGAGUACAUCUGUGGACAAGACAUAUAGUUUGAAAAGUUGUUUACCUGAUUUGAUUAAAAAAAUAUCAUAUGUGCAAUAAAAACAA
Messenger RNA from Lates calcarifer (barramundi perch), 2810 nucleotides. It is a transcript of the gene abcd4, whose product is annotated as ATP-binding cassette, sub-family D (ALD), member 4. The coding region runs from base 329 to 2194 and encodes 621 amino acids. Gene Ontology annotation, molecular function: long-chain fatty acid transmembrane transporter activity; ABC-type transporter activity; ATP hydrolysis activity. NCBI's taxonomy places the organism in Eukaryota, Metazoa, Chordata, Actinopteri, Centropomidae. The transcript has 19 exons. Gene Ontology annotation, biological process: long-chain fatty acid import into peroxisome; very long-chain fatty acid catabolic process; fatty acid beta-oxidation. The record is from RefSeq and is a predicted model, not a curated record. Gene Ontology annotation, cellular component: peroxisomal membrane.